Molecule: messenger RNA, 939 nt
Organism: Penicillium paradoxum
Lineage: Eukaryota; Fungi; Ascomycota; Eurotiomycetes; Eurotiales; Aspergillaceae
Exons: 2
Coding region: 1-939 (312 amino acids)
Source: RefSeq, a predicted model, not a curated record
AUGAACUACAACGGUGCGAAUGGGCUUGAAUUCGGGGCGGGUAAUAUCAAUGUCGAUCCAGCUGUUUUGAAAGGGUGCGAGAUUACAUCCACCGAGAGCCAUGGAGUAAGCUUCUGGGCACGUACUGGCCGAAUCGACGUCUUGCUCUCCGAUGGUACUCCACUAUCCUUCUUCAUCAAGGUCAUUUCGAACGAACGGGGUCUGAAUAUGACGAGAAGUGAAUACUCAUCAAUGAGCACGAUGCAUAAUGUCGUACCAGAAUUUGUCCCACGACCCAUCGCUUGCGGAAGCUACCGCACCAUUCCCGACACCCAUUUCUUACUCUGCGAGUUUCGAGAAAUGACCGAUGAUAUGCCCGACCCUCGGAAAUUUGCCGCCCUUUUGUCCAGACUACACCAAAGCAGCGUAUCACCUACUGGCAAGUUCGGAUUCCAUAUCACAACUUACGCGGGAAACCUACCACAGUAUGUGGCUUGGGAAGAUAGCUGGGAAAUAUUCUUCUCCAAGUCCAUGAAACAGGCACUUGAUUUAGAGAUUGAACGAAAAGGGCCUAGCGAAGAGCUUGAUAGACUCUCUCGCUCACUGUUCGAAAGAGUUAUACCAAGGCUCCUGAGGCCUCUCGAAAGUAAUGGCCGAACAGUGAAACCUUCACUUGUUCAUGGAGACCUUUGGUACGCGAAUGCAGGUAUCGAUGUUGACAAUGGCCAAACGCUUGUAUUUGAUGCUUGUUCAUUCUUCGCGCACAACGAAUGUGAGUUUACCUAUAAAGGAUCUGUGGUUGCGGAUGUUAACGACAUUGUGUUUGAAGAUGAAUUCGGCCAGUGGAGACCAGCUUGCAAUAGAUUUGGGGAUGAGUAUGUUGCAGCCUACCACAAAUUUGCCAAGAUUUCACCACCAGAGGAAGAUUUUGAAGGCCGUCUAGAUCUGUAUAGACUGUGA